CAGUUGUUGAGCUACUCCAAAACGGGAGAAUUUUGCUGUCUCAGGUAAUAGCAGAGAAUUAAGUUAUCUGCUGUGUUAUCUUCCGUUCAUCAUGGAGGAAACCAAGAAGACUCGUGUCCAGAUGCCCAAAAGAAGGCAAAAACCAGUGAAGACCCAGUGGAAUGCCCAGUGCGUCCUUCUCACCUACUUCCAAGGGGACAUCGGCAGCGUGGUGGACGAGCACUUCUCCAGAGCUCUGAGCAAGCUCAAGAGGCCACAGGGAUGGAGUUCCUCCAGACACGGUGAAAAUGUGGUCCUCAGGAAUGAUAACAGCAUGCCCCCGAAUCAGUGGCAUCUCACGCCUUCCUGGACAAAACCACAGCCAGAAGCAUCUCUAGCAAAUGGCGCCAGCAGCAGCCACAGCUUGGAUGAAUGUGGUCCUAAGGCUCUAGAUCAGAAUCCGCUGUCUGUUCCCAAGACCCCCUCUGCACAUCCUCAAGAGAUGUGGCAUUUUUCCUCUCUAGCGAGGCCAGACUUCCUAGAGCCUGCCUACUUUCGCAUGUUCUCCAACAGGCCUCCGGCUCCAGCGGUCUACCCUGACGGGAGACGCGGGUCCCUCCUACAUUUACUCCAGCAGGAUAGAUACCUAAACCGUCCUCUGGAACCUGCCGCCAGGGAGAACUGCAAUCCCGCCAAGACAGCUGGAAGCUCCUGCCUGCACGGGAACCUGCCUCUCAGCUCAGAGCACUAUAAGAAAAUCUAUGGCCAUGAAUCUGCUCAUCCCAGUUUUGGCAAUGAAACAACCAUUCCUGAUGGCAGGGGUUUUCAAACAGAAGCAAAUCCUCAGCCUAUAAAAUGUCGCAAAGAGCUGUUGUGGGGUGGAAUGCGCAGAGAUCCACCUGCUGGCCGUUGUUCCUCCUCACUGUGUCCUCUGCCCUCUGCCUUAGAAGCCAUGAGCUCUCUGCUUCGCAAGCAGUGUCCUUAA
Messenger RNA from Chionomys nivalis (European snow vole), 964 nucleotides. It is a transcript of the gene Vgll1, whose product is annotated as vestigial like family member 1. The transcript is spliced from 5 exons. Bases 92 to 964 code for a protein of 290 amino acids. Lineage: Eukaryota; Metazoa; Chordata; Mammalia; Rodentia; Cricetidae. Gene Ontology annotation, biological process: regulation of transcription by RNA polymerase II. Gene Ontology annotation, cellular component: nucleus. The record is from RefSeq and is a predicted model, not a curated record.